Erythranthe guttata (spotted monkey flower) is the source of this 1008-nucleotide messenger RNA. The record is from RefSeq and is a predicted model, not a curated record. Lineage: Eukaryota; Viridiplantae; Streptophyta; Magnoliopsida; Lamiales; Phrymaceae.
AUGUCAUUAGUUGUUCUUCUUCCCAUGAUGAUCAUCUUCUUCUUCUUCGCUAUGAUCAAACCAGCACUCUCCCAAAAUUUGCCGGCCAUAGCAAAGCCGAAUUGCGUCGACCGAUGCGGCAACAUAAGCAUCCCAUAUCCAUUCGGCACCACAGAAAAUUGUUACGAAAACCCUAGUUUCAUGGUCGUCUGCAACGAAACCUCCAACGGCACGCAAUUGUUGUUAGGGAACAUGCCAAUCAAAAGUAUAAAUCUCGACGGCCAACUGACAGUGAAUAAGCUGAUAGGGCACGUUUGUUACCAUCGCAAUGGCAGCUUGGCUUCCAUCUUUGAAACUAGUACAACCUUGACCACACAUCUUACAAUCAGUAAUACAGCUAAUACCGUCACGAUUGUGGGAUGUGAUGCAUAUGGAUUUGUCUCCGGGCAGCGGCUUGGCCGGAGUUACCUGACGGGUUGCAUGACCACGUGCUAUACACGUGAGGAUCUGAUGGAGGGUUCAUGUACGGGUUCAGGCUGCUGUCAAACUUCAAUUCCCCAGAAUGUUUGGGAUAUGGAUAUUGAUUUGGGGAGUUAUAGGAAUUACACAAGAGUUUGGGAUUUCAACGAUUGUGGGUAUGCUUUUGUUGCUGAGAAAAAUGCAUUCAAUUUUUCAUACCAAAGCCUCAUCGAUUUGAAGAAUGUUACAAGGCUCCCUAUGGUUAUUGAUUGGGCCAUUGGAAACGGCACGUGCAAGGAGGCUCAAAUGAACAACACUAGUUAUGCUUGUUUGAGCUCCUACUCCGCCUGCAACGAAACAAAAAAUGGGAACGGCUAUCGUUGUAGUUGCAUUAAGGGUUAUCAAGGAAAUCCUUAUCUCGUCGAUGGUUGUACUGAUAUAGAUGAAUGUAAAGAUCCGGUUCUUAAACAGCUGUGUGGUAAUUAUGAAUGCGUGAACAAUGAAGGCGGUUUCGACUGUCCUUGCCCGAAAGGGUACCAUGGCGAUGGGAAAAAGACUGGUGUUUUUUGA